Astyanax mexicanus (Mexican tetra) is the source of this 618-nucleotide messenger RNA. RefSeq names its product cocaine- and amphetamine-regulated transcript 2 (gene cart2). Gene Ontology annotation, biological process: cellular response to starvation; negative regulation of appetite; G protein-coupled receptor signaling pathway. The record is from RefSeq and is marked provisional. Lineage: Eukaryota; Metazoa; Chordata; Actinopteri; Characiformes; Acestrorhamphidae. Gene Ontology annotation, molecular function: neuropeptide hormone activity.
AUCAGCACCAUGGAGAGCUCGAGCGUGCGGGGCGCACUGCUGCUGUUGCUGCUGCUCAGCGCGAGCGCACAGGACGCGGACACGGACAACGAGGUGGAGCUGGACACCCGCGCCAUCCGGGACUUUUACCCCAAAGACCCCAACCUGACCAGCGAAAAACAGCUGCUUGGCGCUCUCCACGAAGUGCUUGAGAAGUUGCAGACCAAAAGAAUCCCACCUUGGGAGAAGAAAUUUGGGCAGGUUCCCAUGUGUGAUGUUGGAGAGCAGUGUGCGGUGAGGAAAGGCUCGCGCAUUGGGAAGAUGUGUGACUGUCCCCGAGGAGCAUUCUGCAACUUCUUCCUGCUCAAGUGCUUGUGAGGGGCAAAGCGUGUCCAGGGGCUUUUGAAGGAAAAGGGGAGGUGGGGAGGGGCAGAUCUCACACACACACACUGUCCAGAAGUAUCAAAGUCAUUUGUAUAGAUAUUUUUUUAAGUGCGAGAAUUCACCAAAAAGUCGGAACUGUUUUUUCUGUAAAGUUGUGUUCCUGUUCUGAAGUGUUGCACACCUGUAAUCAUGUCCUCGACGAUGUAACCUUCAUGUUUUUGUGGAUUAAAGUGACCCAUAACGUCCUUUUGUAAA